AUGCUUAUUAUGUACGUCAUCUCGACCACAGACCUACUCCCAGUACGUCAUCUCGACCACAGAACUACUCCCAGUACGUCAUCUCGACCACAGACCUACUCCCAGUACGUCAUCUCGACCACAGACCUACUCCCAGUACGUCAUCUCGACCACAGAACUACUUCCAGUACGUCAUCUCGACCACAGACCUACUUCCAGUACGUCAUCUCGACCACAGACCUAGUACGUCAUCUCGACCACAGACCUACGUCAUCUCGACCACAGACUACUCCCAGUACGUCAUCUCGACCACAGACCUACUCCCAGUACGUCAUCUCGACCACAGACCUACUCCCAGUACGUCAUCUCGACCACAGAACUACUUCCAGUACGUCAUCUCGACCACAGACCUACUUCCAGUACGUCAUCUCGACCACAGACCUACUUCCAGUACGUCAUCUCGACCACAGACCUACUUCCAGUACGUCAUCUCGACCACAGACCUACUUCCAGUACGUCAUCUCGACCACAGAACUACUCCCAGUACGUCAUCUCGACCACAGACCUACUCCCAGUACGUCAUCUCGACCACAGAACUACUCCCAGUACGUCAUCUCGACCACAGACCUACUCCCAGUACGUCAUCCCCAGUACAACGCCCCAGCAUGCCCCAGCAACAGAACUACUCCCAUCUCUGACCACAACUACCCCAGUACGUCAUUCAGGCACAGAACUACUUCCAGUAUGUCAUCUCAGGCACAGAACUACCCCAGUGGUCAGUCUCAGGCACGAACCACUCCCCAAUACGUCAUCUCUGACCACAGAACUACUCCCAGUACGUCAUCCAGGCACAGAACUACCCCAGCACACGUCAUCUCAGGCACAGAACUACUCCCAGUACGUCAUCUCGACCAGAACUACUCCCAGUACGCCAUCUCAGGCACAGAACUACUCCCAGUACGUCUCCAGGCACAGAACUACUUCCCCAGUACGUCAUCUGACCACAGAACUACUCCCAGUACGUCAUCUCAGGCACAGAACUACCCCCAGUACGUCAUCAUCUCAGCAAGGCCAGAAUCCACUCCCAGCACGUCAUCUUCCGACCAGAAACCACUCCCCAGCACGUCAUCUCAGGCACAGAACUACCCAGUACGUCAUCUUGAUUCACAGUGGAACUACUCCCAGUAUGUCAUCCUGCAAGUACAGAACUACUCCCAGUAUGUCAUCUGCAACAGAACUACUCCCAGUACGUCAUCUCACAGGACAGAACUACUCCCAAACUACUCCCAGUACGUCAUCUCGACCACAGAACUACUCCCCAGUACGUCAUCUCUGGCACAGAACUACUCCCAGUACGUCAUCUCCCCAGGCACAGAACUACUCCCAGCACAGAACCGCUCCCCAGUACGUCAUCUAGACCACAGAACUACUCCCAGUACGUCAUCUCUGCGGCACAGAACUACUUCCAGUACGUCAUCUCGACCAGCAGAAACGUACUCCCCAGUACGUCAUCCAGGCACAGAACUACUCCCAGUACGUCAUCUCAGGCACAGAACUACUCCCAGUACGUCAUCUCGACCACACAACUACUCCCAGUACGUCAUCUCUGAAAACGGAACUACUUCCAGUACGUCAUCUCAGGCACAGAACUACCCAGUAUGUCAUCUCAGGCAGAAUCACUUCCCAGUACGUCAUCUCGACCAGAACUACUCCCAGUACGUCAUCUUCAGCACAGAAACCAUUUCCAGUACGUCAUCUCGACCACAGAACUACUCCCCAGUACGUCAUCUUCAGGGCACAGAACUACUCCCCAGUACGUCAUUCAGGCACAGAACUACUCCCCAGUACGUCAUCUCGACCACACAAUCACAUUCCCCAGUACGUCAUCUCAGGCACAGAACUACUUCCAGUGCACAAGUCACCCCAGCACAGAACCUUACUCCCAGAGCGUGUCAUCUCAGGCACAGAACUACUCCCAGUACGUCAUCUCGACCACAGAACUACUCCCAGCAAUGUUAUCUUCGACCACAGAACUACUCCCAGUACGUCAUCUCGACCACAGAACUACUCCCCAGCACAGUCAUCUCGACCACAGAACCAUUCCCAGUACGUCAUCCGACCACAGAACUACUCCCAGUACGUCAUCUGACCACAGACCUACUCCCUAGCACAAAUAUCUCGACCACAGAACUACUCCCAGUACGUCAUCUCGACCACAGAACCACUCCCAGCACGUCAUCUCGACCACAGAACUAUUCCCAGCAUAGUCAUCCCCGACCACAGAACUACUCCCAGUACGUCAUCUCGACCACAGACCCACUCCCAGUACGUCAUCUGACCACAGAACUACUCCCAGUACGUCAUCUCAGGCACAGAAUCACCCCAGUAACGUCAUCUCAGGCACAGAACCAAUUCCAGUACGUCAUCUCUGACCACAGAACUACCUCCCAGUACGUCAUCUCAGGCACAGAACUACUCCCCAGUACGUCAUCUCGACCACAGACCUACUUCCAGUACGUGUCAUCUCUUGACCACUACUCCCAAUACGUCAUCUCGACCACAGAAUCACCCCAGUACGUCAUCUCUGGACCACAGCAUACUCCCCAGUACGUCAUCUCGACCACAGAACUACUCCCCAGCACAGUCAUAUUCCCACCACAGACCUACUUCCAGUACACAGUUAUCUUGACCACAGACCUGUCACAGUACGGUCCCCUGACCACAGACCUACUCCCCAGUACGUCAUCUCAGGCACAGAACCAUUUCCCAGUACGUCACACCCACAGACCUACCCAGUGUCAUCUCGACCACAGACCUACCUCCUAG
Molecule: messenger RNA, 2805 nt
Organism: Homarus americanus (American lobster)
Lineage: Eukaryota; Metazoa; Arthropoda; Malacostraca; Decapoda; Nephropidae
Product: mucin-5AC-like
Exons: 4
Coding region: 1-2805 (934 amino acids)
Source: RefSeq, a predicted model, not a curated record